Cannabis sativa is the source of this 1857-nucleotide messenger RNA. Its product is annotated as allene oxide synthase 3. Lineage: Eukaryota; Viridiplantae; Streptophyta; Magnoliopsida; Rosales; Cannabaceae. Gene Ontology annotation, molecular function: heme binding; iron ion binding; oxidoreductase activity, acting on paired donors, with incorporation or reduction of molecular oxygen. Bases 238 to 1689 code for a protein of 483 amino acids. Gene Ontology annotation, biological process: sterol metabolic process. The record is from RefSeq and is a predicted model, not a curated record. The transcript has a single exon.
UAAAUCAAUCUAUUAUUAUUGCAUUGCACACCCUACUUACAAUAUAUAUAUUUGAGGGUUUGGUAUGAUUAUUUAGGGUAUUGUAAUACAAAAUGAUGAAGAUGAUGAAGAAAAUGCAACUGGUCAAUUAUUAGAACAAUAUGACCAUUAUUAGCAUUAAUUGUCUAUAAAUAUAUAUACGAUACUGACACUAAUGCUAUAGUUGAACAAACCACUCCAUUAUCAUCAUAAACAAACAUGGCUUCACCAACCUCAGACGAGAAUAAUUCCCGACCACUGAAACCCAUCCCCGGUAGCUACGGCCUUCCAUUCUUCGGAGCUCUAAAAGACCGCCACGACUACUUCUACAACCAAGGUCAGGACGAGUUCUUCCUUAGCCGGAUCAACAAAUAUGGCUCAACAGUCUUCCGUACCAACAUGCCUCCUGGUCCAUUCAUCUCCUCAAAUCCCAAAGUCAUUGCCGUCCUUGACGCCGUCAGCUUUUCCGUCCUACUCGACAACUCAAAAAUCGAAAAACGUAACGUCCUUGACGGCACGUUCAUGCCCUCCACCUCCUUUACCGGCGGCCACCGCGUGUGCGCUUAUCUUGACCCUUCUGAGCCCAAACACGCAGCAAUCAAAGGCUUCAUACUCUCUACUCUCGCCUCCAAACACGACCCUUUCAUCCCUCUCUUUCGUGCUUGCUUAUCCGAACUUUUCGCUAAUAUUGAAGACAACAUAAGAGAUAACAACGUUGCCAACUUCAAUGACUUAAGUGAUAACAUGUCUUUUAACUUCGUCUUUAACCUCUUUUGCGAUGGUAACCCAACUGAACAUGGGCUUGGACCAAAAGCAAACAUAGAUUUCGACAAGUGGCUCUUCUUUCAACUCCAUCCACUGAUAACCUUAGGACUUUCGAAGUUCCUUAAUUUGUUCGAAGAUUUGGUUCUACACACGUUUCCUUUACCUUCGUUUCUGGUUAAAUCCGGAUACGACAAGCUUUACAAUGCUUUUUACUCGUCUGCAAGUGUAAUCCUCGACGAAGCAGAGAAUCGUUUCAAUAUCAAAAGAGAUGAAGCUUGUCACAACUUGGUUUUCGUUGCUGGUUUCAAUGCUUACGGUGGCAUGAAAGCUUUGUUUCCAAGUUUAAUCAAGUGGGUCGCAUUAGGAGGAGAGAGUUUGCAUCGACAAUUGGCUGAUGAAAUCAGAACCGUUGUUAAGGAACAAGGUGGGGUUACCAUAACAGCUUUGAAUAAAAUGAGUUUGACUAAGUCAGUAAUCUAUGAGGCAUUGAGAAUUGACCCUCCAGUUCCGUUUCAAUAUGGUAAGGCUAAAGAGGAUAUGAUAGUCAACAGCCAUGACGUGGCAUUUCAGAUUAAGAAAGGAGAAAUGAUCUUUGGAUAUCAGCCGUUGGCUACAAAAGAUCCAAGGAUUUUUGAUAACCCAGAAGAAUUUGUUAGUGAUAGAUUUGUUGGAGAAGAGGGAGAGAAGUUAUUGCAAUAUGUUUAUUGGUCAAAUGGGAGGGAGACUCAGAAUCCAACGGUUGAUAACAAACAGUGUCCUGGAAAAGAUCUGGUGGUGCUUAUGUGUAGGGUACUUUUGGUGGAACUCUUCUUAAGAUAUGAUACGUUUACUAUUAAGGCUUCUAAGUUGUUGUUGGGUUCAUCGGUGAAAUUCUUGUCCUUGACAAAGGCCACAACCACAAUUUGAUUGGGUAAUUUUGUUGUGUUGUAUUUUGUGAUUACUUUUUUCUUGAAUGAUUGUUUCAUUUCAUGAUUUCUACAGCAUUGUUUUUUUUUUUUUACUUUUAAGUUUGUUCUUGAAUAAAUUAUUAUAUAUUUCAAUAUAAUGUUUAAUUAGGGAGUGAAUUUUAUAUUA